This is a messenger RNA of Zootoca vivipara (common lizard), 1302 nucleotides long. RefSeq names its product fructose-1,6-bisphosphatase 1. Gene Ontology annotation, molecular function: fructose 1,6-bisphosphate 1-phosphatase activity. Lineage: Eukaryota; Metazoa; Chordata; Lepidosauria; Squamata; Lacertidae. Gene Ontology annotation, cellular component: cytosol; cytoplasm. The record is from RefSeq and is a predicted model, not a curated record. Gene Ontology annotation, biological process: sucrose biosynthetic process; fructose 6-phosphate metabolic process; gluconeogenesis.
UCUCGCCCCGGAGUGGUAGAUAGUUCCGGACUCCAGAGAAAGCUGUUGUCUCCAGAGCGCAGCUACAGCAAACCUCUCGCCGCCGCCGACGCUUUUGGUGUCAGUCACCAUGACGGACCGAUCCACCUUCGACACCAACGUGACCACCCUGACUCGGUUUGUGAUGGAGGAAGGCAGGAAAGCCCGGGGCACAGGGGAGCUCACGCAGCUCCUGAACUCGCUGUGCACGGCUAUCAAGGCCAUCUCCACCGCCGUGCGCAAGGCGGGCAUCGCCAACCUAUAUGGCAUUGCGGGUUCUACCAAUGUCACAGGAGACCAAGUCAAGAAACUGGAUGUCCUUUCCAAUGACAUGGUGAUCAACAUGCUGAAGUCAUCUUUCACAACUUGUAUGAUUGUCUCUGAAGAAAACAAAGAUGCCAUUAUAGUGGAAGAAGAUAAACAAGGCAAAUACAUCGUCUGCAUGGAUCCACUUGAUGGGUCAUCGAACAUCGACUGCCUUGUUUCUAUUGGGACCAUUUUUGCUAUCUACAGAAAGGCUUCUCCUGGUGCACCGUCUGAGAAAGAUGCUCUGCAACCUGGGCGCAACCUUGUGGCAUCUGGUUAUGCCCUCUAUGGCAGUGCCACCAUGCUUGUUCUCGCUCUCGAAAGUGGUGUCAACUGUUUCAUGCUUGAUCCGGCCAUUGGGGAAUUCAUUUUGGUCAACAGAGAUGUAAAAAUAAAGAAAAAGGGAAAUAUCUACAGCCUCAACGAGGGAUACGCAGCAUAUUUUGACCCUGCUGUCACAGAAUAUCUCAAAAACAAAAAAUUUCCACAGGAUGGUAGCUCUCCCUAUGGCAGCAGAUACAUUGGUUCCAUGGUUGCUGAUGUGCAUCGUACCCUGGUGUAUGGAGGAAUCUUCCUAUAUCCAGCCAAUUCAAAGAGCCCCAAGGGAAAGUUGAGGCUCCUCUAUGAAUGCAACCCCAUGGCUUUUAUCAUCGAGAAGGCUGGAGGUCUUGCAACAACAGGCAAGGAGGCUGUCUUGGACAUAGUGCCUGAAAACAUUCACCAGCGCGUGCCUAUUGUCUUGGGGUCUCCAGACGAUGUGCAGGAAUACAUAGCCAUGGUCAAGAAGCAUUCGGCUAAAUGAGGAGAGGGCAGCUGCAUCUGCCAUUGGAAUGGCUUUCAACUAGACCAAAGAUCAUAACUCUGCAAUACUACGGACUGAAGCAAAUUUACAGAAUGCAAAAGAGCCAUAACUUCAUUAUGCAUAAAAAGCAAACUCAUUGCGUUUUGCUGUGCCAUUAAAAAAAACCUAAUAAGCUA